This is a messenger RNA of Zingiber officinale, 1364 nucleotides long. Its product is annotated as putative UPF0496 protein 2. The transcript has a single exon. The record is from RefSeq and is a predicted model, not a curated record. Lineage: Eukaryota; Viridiplantae; Streptophyta; Magnoliopsida; Zingiberales; Zingiberaceae. Bases 362 to 1264 code for a protein of 300 amino acids.
CAGCAGGUACUACACAUUUUACAUAUAUAAACUCGUAUACAUCCUUCUUUCUCCUCCAACACAAACUUCAUGCAACCAAAGAACGUGUGUUUGUGGUUGAGCAUGCAGUAUCUUUGAGAAAACGACAGGUACGCUCGCAUUUAUGUGCCACGGACAAGAAAGAUAGCAUUUGUGGAGAAGCAGCAGGAUGAUUAAUUGCAUCCCAGCAUGCAUUUAAUUUCCUCUCCCUCAUUGCAUAUCUAUUUCUGAGUUCUGAUUCUAAUCUCUGAAAAGUCGUAAGAUUUAGUCUUCUGCUUCAAGUAGUUUGACGUUUUUGUUGUCUUUUUGAUUGUUUGUUAAUCGGAUUGCUCUGAUAGUUUUCAUGGUGGUUUCUCAGAUGGGGAAAUCAGUGGAAGAGGAGUACUUGUGUGCGAUCCGAACCAGUUCCUACACCAACUUGUGCCUCCAGGUCGAGGAGGCCUUGUCAGCGUCGGCAUCGGCGCCGUCUCCGUCUCCGGACUACACUGUCCUUCUGCAGCCGGACCAGGAGACGCUCGCUGGCAUCAUCCGCGAUGCGCAGCCACGGCUGCCGCGCCUCGUCGUCGCUUUCUUCAACACCACCUCCCGCGCCUGCCGCUCCUGCGGCUCUCUGCUCGACUCCAUCCACAGCGCGCGCGCGAACCAGGCGCAGCUGGGAGAGGCCCGCUUCGCUGCCGGGGCAGGCGGCGGAUCCUUCGCCAUCGCAGGGCUCCGGCGGUUCCGCCGGCAGCGGAACCCCUUCAGUGAGGAGGUGGAGCUGGACGACCCGGUGGCGCAGCAGCUGAUGAUGACGCAUCGGCAGCUGGCGGUGAGUCGGGGGAGGCAGCGGCGGCGGAGGAUGGCGGCGCGGUUUUGUGGCGGGAGGGAGGGGGCCGAGGAGGAGGGGAGGGAGGCGGCGCAGGUGGGGGCGGCUGCACGGGGUGCGUUCGCGUUGGAGAGGGACAUGGACACGUUGGGGAGCAUGGUGAGGAGGGUGCGGGAGGAGAUCGAUCACGCGCGACAAGUGAUCAGGAUGCUGAUGGUGGCGGAGGCUGAGGAGGAGGAGGAGGAUAAGGAGUGGCCGUCAGGGGUGGAGCGGGUGCUGGUGAUGGCGGAGGAGGUGGUGCGGGAGCUGGGAGCGAGGGAAAGAGGGUUGAUGCAGCAGCUGAGGGAGCUGGAGGAGUACAUCUUCUUGUGCUUCAUCAACAUAAACAGGACUAGGAGAAUGGUGGUGCACCACAUCCAACUUCGCCACACGUCUCAAUGAGCACUAUCCUACUGUCGGAUGCCGCCAGCCAUUCGAAUCCCAGCCACACAAUAUCUAUCGUACUGCCGAGAUCAAUUGAACCAGAAGCUCAUGUUUGUUU